This is a messenger RNA of Anopheles arabiensis, 1064 nucleotides long. RefSeq lists its product as uncharacterized. NCBI's taxonomy places the organism in Eukaryota, Metazoa, Arthropoda, Insecta, Diptera, Culicidae. Gene Ontology annotation, biological process: regulation of transcription by RNA polymerase II. Gene Ontology annotation, cellular component: nucleus; transcription regulator complex. The record is from RefSeq and is a predicted model, not a curated record. Bases 6 to 551 code for a protein of 181 amino acids. The transcript is spliced from 6 exons.
UUUACAUGUUUACCGGAUUGUUUGGACGGAAGCUCGUGCGUUUUGUGAAGAGAAAAAAAUAUCAAAGUGUCUGCACGAAGAUGGCCCUAAACACGAGUUUGAUACGUGGGAAAAUAGAAAAGAAGAAGUUGAAACGACAAACGUGUGCCCAUGACGAAUGCGAUUUGCCGGAUCAAACAAUGGCCUCUAAUCGAAAAGAAACGCUACAGGAAGUAGCAUUCAAGACUAUUGAAAUGCCACAAGAAAUUGUGCUAAAUUUAAUCAGCAGUGUAGAAAAAAAUAAUUGCCUUUGGGACAGGAGCGAUAGCAAUUAUAAAAACCGCAACAAGCAACUCGAUGCUUGGGAGACGAUUGGGCAAUAUCUUGGAAUUCCAACCGCCACUGUACGAGAGAAGUGGCGGUCACUCCACGGAUCCUACAGGCACUACAAGAAGCUUGGGAGACGAUUGGGCAAGAUCUUGGAAUUCCAACCGCCACUGUACGAGAGAAGUGGCGGUCACUCCACGGAUCCUACAGGCGCUACAAGAAGCUCUAUGAGAGCAGCCUUGUGACCGGUUCUGGAUCUGCCGAGGUUUAUCGACCCAAGUGGUUCGCUUAUGAAGCAAUGGCAUUCCUCCAAGCAACUACAGAGGGUGGCGCAAGGAUGGAUACGUUGGAAGACAACACGCUACCAGUACUUGCUCCCAAGCGUGGUUGGUAUGAAGCCAAUUUGAAAUACAAUGAGGAAGUGUUGGCGGCGCUAACGAAUGUUUCGCAAACUUCUAUGGAAUUGCGAUCGGCUGGGGAGGAGAAUAAAUUGGCACCACUGUACGCUGGUAUGCUGGAUUGUUCGCCGAAGCGACAGAAAGCGAUGAUAGUGAGAUUCCAGUGCAUGAUUGCAGAAGAGAAUGUUGCGCGCUUCGUUGAGAAAGAAGGCUACGAUCCUCGGGAAUAAAAUGAUAAGACUCAUGUCAAUCACGGAGCUUGGCUUCAUCAGAAUAAUCUGCAUUUUUAGGAUUGUGCCAAUGCGCGAUGAAUUUCCGUUCUUUUUCUGCAUUUGAUAAAUAAAUCGCUAUUGCCUUUUU